AUGGUUAAUUCGGUGCUUCAAGAAGUUCAGGCAGACUUGGGCGAAAUCCACUCCCGGCAGAAGCGUUUCGUGGCCUUCCCGACCGGCUCGACGUUCACGAUCACGCCCGUCCUGUGCAUCCCUGUCGUGUCGGUGGGCGACCUGACUGGCUACCUCGACAUCGAACUCCCGUUUACCAUCAAGCUGCCCAACGCCACGCAGAUCACCUACUCCGGCAGGAUGGACGACGACCGCAUGGGCAUCUACUCCGUCCUCAUCGAUACCCUAAGCAGGUUCGGAUUAAACGGAAAGUCAUGUCUUCUGCGAGCUGUGUGUGAAGUCGCCGAAUCUCCUUUGAGAGAUGAUGGACUAUUCGGAGAAAUCAUCAACAUCGUGCUUACCGCCUCCUACGGAUCGAGUUCCAGCGAACUGUACGAUUACGUUAACGCCGAAUACUACGGAAGAGCCUACGGGAGCUGCUGGUCGGCUUAUCCGGAAUGUCCUAUGUCGCUGUUCAAGCUCUUUGAGGGCGUCAACGAUCUGUGAGGAAUGGGAGCUGAAGAGGAAG
This is a messenger RNA of Penaeus indicus, 547 nucleotides long. RefSeq lists its product as uncharacterized. The record is from RefSeq and is a predicted model, not a curated record. The transcript is spliced from 6 exons. The coding region runs from base 1 to 525 and encodes 174 amino acids. Lineage: Eukaryota; Metazoa; Arthropoda; Malacostraca; Decapoda; Penaeidae.